AUGAACAUCCUACUGAGCCUGGGUCCCAAAUUUGCGCUGCCCUACACCAACGCAAACCAGAUCCCGUUUUUCCAUCUCAUCGCCGACGUGGAACACAUUCUGGCCCAGCAAAAGAAUAGGAACAUCCGCGACGACACCAGAUGCCAGAUCAUCAACAAUACGCAAAACUACAUCCAUCGCAGACUGGUCCACACGGGGCUAACUCCGCUGGAGAAGUUCUGCAACACAGCCAUAAACAAAACAAAACAGUUUAUCCGAUCCAACCCGGACAUUCUGAUCACCGAGGCGGACAAGGGCAACAGGACCGUAAUCAUGUACUUGGACGACUACAACAACAAAAUGCUGCAGUUGCUCAACGACACCAAUACGUACAAACCCUGCAAAUCGGAUCCAACCAGUACGAUCAAGGAUGCCACAAACACCUUGGUCAAGCGACUGGCCACACUCAAACUCAUCGACAACGACACCAUCAAGUUCUUAACCAGCAAAUCUGCAACCUGCCCCAUGAUCUACGGACAACCCAAAGCCCACAAAGCCGGUCUCCCCCUCAGGCCCGUCGUCCCGACAAUCUCGUCACCCACCUACAACCUAUCGAAGUACAUAGCCACCAUCCUGAAACAGGCUUUUACCAGCUGUUUCAAUGUGAAGGAUUCGAAAACCUUUUGCACCUACGUAAACAACCUCCAAGUACCAGCCGGCCACAUUAUCGUCUCCUUCGACGUAGUGUCCCUCUUUACCAAUGUCCCCCAACAUUUGUUCUACACCCAGAUUUUCGGAACAGCGAUGGGCUCCCCAUUAUCAUCCAUUGCCGCCGAUAUUGUCACCGAGCAACUACUAACCACUGUCACAACACAAGCCAACAUCCCCGCCCAACACAUCCGCAAGUACGUCGACGACCUCUUCCUGGUGAUACCGGAAGGGGCUGUCGACAACGUACUGAAGGUGUUCAACUCGUAUGAUCAACACCUACAGUUCACGUGUGAGGUUGAGCAAGACCGAAAGUUACCUUUCCUGGACAUGCUCAUCAUCCGAAAUAACGACAACACGUUAAGCACCGAUUGCUGA
Messenger RNA from Culex quinquefasciatus (southern house mosquito), 1065 nucleotides. RefSeq lists its product as uncharacterized. Bases 1 to 1065 code for a protein of 354 amino acids. The record is from RefSeq and is a predicted model, not a curated record. The transcript has 3 exons. NCBI's taxonomy places the organism in Eukaryota, Metazoa, Arthropoda, Insecta, Diptera, Culicidae.